GAAAAGAAGAAGAAGGCGCAGGAAAGGCAAAGUAGGCAAAGGCAAAGGAGGGAACGAGGUGGGGGUUCCAGUAUUGCAUUAGCUCGUGCUGCCCAGUCGUCUCGCGCGCUCUGCUUUCUCGCCUGGCCUUGCGCUAUUGCUGCUGCUGCUGCUAUCGUCGUCGUCCUCCUCCUGCUCUCGUGAUUGAAGAGGUGGUAGUGGUAGUGGUGGUGGUAGUGCACGAGCACCUGGACGUGGUUCUUUACUCUCUCUCUCUCGCUUCUUCUCCGGCUCGCUCGCUUGAUCAAUCCAUCCCUUUCUUCCUGCCAUUUUCCCUCGCUAGGGUUUCCUUACUUUUGCAUUUUAUUUAUUUUGUAUUCUGAGGAAAGUGCGGAGCAGUGGCGGACUUAGACACAUUAGCUCUAUCUCACUCCCGUUUUUUUUUUUUUUUGGUAUUGUUUUUGGUAUCGUUUUUGGUGCCUCGGAGACUGUCUCUUCCAGUCGUGUCGUGCCGUGUCGCGUCCUUUCUUCUCCCUCCGUUUGCGCCCCGAUAUGUUUUCGUCACGCUCCCUCCCCCCCCCUCCCCUCCUACCAUUCUGGAAACUCUUUAUCUCUGCCAGUACGCAUGGAUCGGCCCGCUCGAAGCCCUUGAAGCCUGUUUUGCUGCAGAUGCUGUGUUGUUCGUAAUGUCAGAGUGAGUGAGUGAGGGUGCGUGCACAUAGGGUCGACUGAAGUGUCAGGGAGCUUGUUUCGAAGGUUGAUAUUCUGAUUCGAUUGCGCGAUGUACUUGUGCGAUUUCUUGAUCGGGGAUUAGUAGCGGGUUGGCGGACAAGGCAGCGGAGCGGGCUGCGCUGACUGUUCCGGAAGAUUGGACGGGUUUCAUGCGACGCUAUUACAUGGACUUGUUGUAGAAAUUUUGAACUGCGUCCGUAUUCAACAAGAACCAAUGUCAGAAGGUCUCAAUGAGACUCAUGGGACGAAAGAAUUUAGCAUGCGAAGUCCUGCUUCUAGAGGAGCCGAUAGUUGCGCGGCCGCAUUGGUAACAUGUAGUCUAGGUCGUACAGAGGAAGGCAAUGUGGCCGACUAUUCAGGACAAGGGAUACGAAGCUCAAUUUUUAAUUUUCAGAGGCGGUCGCGAAAACGUGCUGUUGCCCCUGAGAAGGCUGUUUCACCUGGUCUCACCUGUAUGUCUGAGCCGUUGCCUCAAGGGGACACGGCUAACGACGUUGAUCUGCCAAAACAGAGCAUAGGGAAACAUUAUUCCCCCCGGAGUUGUGAGUUGCCCUCCAUUAAAUCCCUUGUCUCCGAUGAUGAUGGUGAGGCUAAGCGCACAGCACCACUCGACGGCUUGGAAGAUGUGGGUUUGGAUUCAGUUACUGGAGAGAAGGUUCUUUCCAAUGGCGAUUUUUAUGUCGGUACGUGGCAGGGAAGUUUGCCGGAGGGGCCGGGCAAAUAUUUGUGGGCAGAUGGGUGCAUGUAUGAAGGAGAAUGGGGAAGAGGCAAAAAGUCCGGACAGGGUAAGAUCUCCUGGCCAUCUGGGGCCACUUACGAAGGUGAAUUUAUGGGAGGGUAUAUGCAUGGGUUCGGCACAUACAUGGGAACCGGAGGUACAACUUACAAGGGCCAAUGGAGUAUGAACGACAAGCAUGGGCAGGGUCGGAAGAGGUACGCGAACGGAGACGUUUACGAAGGAGCUUGGUAUAAGGGAGUUCACGAAGGCGUGGGCAAGUACACCUGGGCAAGUGGAAACGAGUAUAAUGGGGAAUGGAGAGGAGGUACAAUGUGUGGUAAGGGGGUAUUAACAUGGGUUAGCGGAGAUAAAUUUGUUGGGCAGUGGCUGGAUGGGUUGGAACAUGGACGCGGAGUAUAUGUGUGGGCAGACGGGAGUUCUUACAUUGGAACUUGGAGUAGGGGCCUGAAAGAUGGGAAAGGUGUGUUCUAUCCUGCUGGUACUCGAGAUUUGCAAGCGACUCGAAACAGUGACGUAGGUGGUGUUUCAAGCUGUGCUCAUUUCAGUGGGGAACUCCGUCCUUUGCGGUGGUCUAGAAGUAGAUCCACAUCAUCUGAAAAGAUUCCUCAUUUCGGAGAACUGUCCAGGAGCGGAGAUCUUACCAACAGUAUCCAGAGACGAUGGAGCAUUGAUGGCCCAGCUGAGAAAGGGCUUGGAUUGGAAGGUUAUGGUAGUGUUCGUAACUCAGACACAAUCCUGGAAGAUGUGGAACGGGGGUCUGAUCGGAAACCAUUGGAAAGUGUCGGAACUCUACCUCCUACGGUAGUUGUGAGAGAAUAUGUGCAGGGCGUGCUUAUGAGUGAGCUGGUAAAAGAGAAUGCGGAAGCUGUGGGUCAUAAGAAGAGGAGGCCUCGCAGAUCUGCUCGGGAAAUCAAAAGACCUGGAGAAACCAUAUUUAAGGGCCAUCGCAGUUAUGACCUUAUGCUGAAUCUGCAGCUUGGCAUAAGGUAUACUAUUGGCAAAAUUACUCCAGAGCCGAGGCAUGAGAUUGGUCCUAAUGACUUCGGACCUCGCGCCAGUAUACACAUGAAUUUUCCGAAGGCUGGGACGCCAAUGACCCCUAUUCACAGUUCAUCUGAUUUUAAGUGGAAAGAUUACUGUCCUAUGGUUUUCAGGCAUUUGCGAGAAAUGUUCAAGAUUGAUGCAGCAGACUACAUGAUAUCCCUAACUGGAGAUGAUGCAUUGAGGGAGCUUGUUUCGCCUGGGAAAAGUGGCAGUGUAUUUUAUCUUUCGCAUGAUGACCGAUUCAUCAUCAAAACGAUGAAGAAGGCAGAAGUGAAGGUGCUUUUGAGUAUGCUUGCAGCGUACCAUUCCCAUGUGAAAACUUAUGAAAACACCCUCAUCACUAAAAUUUUUGGCCUCCAUCGUAUCAAGCCCUACGGAGGUCAAAAGGUGCGGUUUGUAGUGAUGGGCAACAUGUUCUGUACUGAGCUUCGUAUCCAUCGGCGAUUUGACCUGAAAGGUUCAUCACAAGGGCGCUCUGCUGACAAGGUGGAAAUCGACGAAACAACUACGUUAAAAGACCUGGAUCUCAAGUAUGAGUUCCGACUUGAUCCUUCGUGGCGUGACUCACUACUACGGCAACUUGAGUACGACUGCAAGUUCCUAGAAAGUCGGGGCAUCAUGGAUUACAGUAUGUUACUGGGCCUUCACUUUAGAGCUCCUCAGUACAGAACACUUUUGACUCCAGGCGCUUCCUCUGCACGAGAUGUUCCCCCAAACGAAUCGUUUACAAGCACCAAUUUAGACGAAGGAGGGGAUGAAGAGUGGGCGAGUAACAGAGGCCUAAUGUUGGUGACGCGAGAUGCCAGUAAUGUUAGCAGCGGAACCCCUGGCAUACAUAUACGGGGAAGUCCUUUACGAGCAUCUGUGGCCGGAGACCCUGAAGUUGAUUUGCUGCUUCCAGGCACAGCUCGAUUGAGAAUACAGCUUGGAGUCAACAUGCCUGCAAGAGCUGAAUGUGUACAUAAAAAGGACAGCGAUGAAUCGAAACCUUCUGAGGGACAACUUUUUGAAGAGUCACAUGACGUGGUGCUAUAUUUUGGCAUCAUUGACAUCCUGCAAAAUUAUAACCUCAGCAAACGCAUAGAACACGCGUACAAGGCUUGCCAGUUUGAUUCGAUUUCCAUAUCUGCGGUGGAACCCAAAUUAUAUUCCAAACGCUUCCAAGAAUUUAUUCGGCAAAUUUUUCCUCCAACUCAUUUGAACGAGUGAGGUUGUCCAGUGCGAACAGCAGUUUGAGAAUCUAUUCUUGGUCAGAGAAUGUGGGAGAGAAUAUCGAGGUGAUAUAUAUAUAUAUAUAUAUAUAUAUAUAUAUAUAUUUCAAAUAACUUCUAAAGUCAUUCAUUGUAAAUGCUUGCUUGAAAGACAGGCACUUUCUUGACAACGUUGAUCGAUCAAACAUUAAUUCUAGUGCUAACCAAUCCGUACUUCACGGUUGGAUGUUUAAUUUCCACGUAUUAUCACCAGAUGAUUUUUCAGUACCCUAAAAAGAUUCAACAAAAUAUCAUUACGCGUCA
This is a messenger RNA of Physcomitrium patens, 4008 nucleotides long. RefSeq names its product phosphatidylinositol 4-phosphate 5-kinase 9. The record is from RefSeq and is a predicted model, not a curated record. Gene Ontology annotation, molecular function: 1-phosphatidylinositol-4-phosphate 5-kinase activity. NCBI's taxonomy places the organism in Eukaryota, Viridiplantae, Streptophyta, Bryopsida, Funariales, Funariaceae. Gene Ontology annotation, cellular component: plasma membrane. Gene Ontology annotation, biological process: phosphatidylinositol phosphate biosynthetic process.